CCCCGGCUGGGCCAUGUCAAGAGGCCCGGGCUCUGCCCCGCUGCCCCCGACCCCGGGGUUACGGAAACACGCUCCUCGGAGCUUCAGCUGUCUCUCGGAUCUGGAUCCGCGACCCUGCAGACCCCCGGGCUGCGACCCUCGGCUGCAGCCCAUCAUCCAGAGGCGCGCGCGCUCCCUGCCCAGCUCCCCCGAGCGCCGUGCCAAGGCUGCGGGAGCUCCCGGCGCUACGUGCCGAGCCGGCUGUAACCGGCAGCUCCGUGUGCGCUUCGCUGACGCUCUGGGCCUGGAGCUGACGCAGGUUAAGGUGUUCAACGCAGGGGACGACCCGUCCGUGCCGCUGCACGUGCUGUCGCGCCUCGCCAUCAACUCGGACCUGUGCUGCAGCAGCCAGGAGCUGGAAUUCAAACUGCAGUGCCUGGUUCCCGACUUCCCCCCGCCGGUCGAAGCCCCUGGCUUUGGAGAUCGCCUGGCAAGGCAGCUGGUGUGCCUGGAACGUGUCACCUGCUCGGACCUGGGCAUCAGCGGCACAGUGCGCGUGCGCAACGUGGCCUUCGAGAAACAGGUAGCAGUACGCUACACCUACUCUGGCUGGCGCAGUGCUCAUGAGGUCGUGGCUCGCUGGAGAGGGCCUGCGGGUACCGAGGGUACCGAGGACAUCUUUGCCUUUGGCUUUCCCGUGCCACCCUUCCUGCUGGAGCUCGGCUCCCACGUACUCUUUGCACUGCGCUACCGCGUGGCUGGUGCUGAGUACUGGGACAACAACGAUGGUCGCGACUAUAGCCUUACUUGCCGCAGUCAUGCCCUGCACAUGCCACGCGGGGAGUGCGAAGAGAGUUGGAUCCACUUCAUCUGAGCUGCUGGCUGUGAACCCGGA
Messenger RNA from Microtus ochrogaster (prairie vole), 874 nucleotides. Lineage: Eukaryota; Metazoa; Chordata; Mammalia; Rodentia; Cricetidae. The record is from RefSeq and is a predicted model, not a curated record.